AUGGAUGAGUGUUUUUCAGGAGGGAAAACACACAGGAAAACGGAGCAAGACGGAGGAGUGGGAGAGUGUAAACAGCAGAAGGUUCACCGGGUUCACUCUGCAGUAGAGGAGCUGAAAGAUGGGCGUCAGAACUCGAAGCCCGGGGGGCUGCAUAGUGCUGAAAAGGACAAUUCCCAGAGUUUGUACAACAAUGAUUCUGCUCAGCACAUGAAGCUAAGAGACAGGCAACGGUUCUUCGAAGAUGUCUACCAGCACGAUGUGGACAACUACCUGCCCUCUACGCACCUACAGGUCGACUGCAGGAAACCCCCCAUGGGCAGUAUUUCAUCUAUGGAGGUGAACGUGGACACUCUGGAGCAGAUGGAUCUUAUGGAUAUGUCAGAUCAGGAAGCCCUUGACGUGUUCCUCAACUCGAGCUCAGUUGGUGACGAAGGAGCCCUAACGUCUCCACUACCAGUUAUAGAUUGUGAGGACGAUGACGAAGACGAAGUGGAUGAAGAAACAGAGGUUGUCUACAGGGAUCGAGCGCCGCUGCAGAGGCAAAACGAAGUCUACCGUGGAUCCCAGUCUCGAUUUUCUUCAACGUCGUCUGGUUCCAGUGUUACCAGUGCAGGCGGAGCCGACACACCGGUGAUCCAGUCCGAUGAUGAAGAAGUACACGCCGACACUCUGCUGCUGACCUCUGUUCCCAAUACAAGAGAUGAAGAAACAGAGGAAGAAGAUGAAGAAGAACGAUGCUUUUCAACAGCCCAUCAAAAAGACUGAAUAUUUCUCCUUUCCCCUGUGCAUAUGCAUUCUUUUCUAAUGAGCUGAAACGCCCCGCAUGUUUGGGUCAACUGUGAUUACCUUUGUCCUUUAGAUUGUGCAUUCUCCUUUAUGAUUUACCAACUAACCACCUUUACUUUACAAGUUUUACGGUACAUUCAUUUGAUAGUUUCUUGGCAGUUGUGUCAGAAGACGUUUAUAUCAAUACAAUGAGGCAUUUUUUUUUUUUUUCAUCUGCACAAACUUGUUCUGGUUGACAUAAAACAAGUUCAGUUUUAUUUCACAAUUUGCCAUGGGGGAUCCUUGUGACUGUUUUUUUAUGAUCAUAUUUUUCUUAUAUUAAAGGCUCGGUUUCUCAACAGAUGAACGAAGAACUAAAAACAAGAUCGUCACUUGGCCAUAAUUCAAGUAGGCCACAUGACCUAAUUGAACCCUGAAACCACAGGUGGACUCUAUUUAAGAAUUAGGUUGGUUCUGGGAACAACUGGUUGUACUUGACCUUUAAUACAGCUCUGUUUCAAAAACAUGAAACUCGUUAUGAGUUGCAAAUAGAAAACGUAUCUGUUUUUUGAGAGACACAGAAAACACAUUAAAUCAAGUAAGUCAAAGAUCUGGUUGUGAAUGAAAGCAGUUCAACCAUGCUUUUAAUGGAACACAUGUCACAAAAGAGGCCAAGAAAUAAAGGUAAUAACAGACUGCUUUUUUAAGACAUACAGUAAUAAAAACACACACCACAGUAUUAAAUGAA
This is a messenger RNA of Poecilia latipinna (sailfin molly), 1513 nucleotides long. RefSeq names its product dysbindin domain-containing protein 2-like. The transcript has 5 exons. Lineage: Eukaryota; Metazoa; Chordata; Actinopteri; Cyprinodontiformes; Poeciliidae. Gene Ontology annotation, cellular component: cytoplasm. Bases 1 to 765 code for a protein of 254 amino acids. Gene Ontology annotation, biological process: negative regulation of protein kinase activity. The record is from RefSeq and is a predicted model, not a curated record.